AUGGAGCCAUUUCGGGUGCGCCUCAACUGUAUCGAUCAUUACCAAGCGACCGCGUCGGACUUAGAUCCCCCGCUGCCUGUUCGGGAUGGCGCAUCGGGAAAAGAGCUCAGACCGAAAGUGCCUGUGAUUCGGAUAUUUGGAGCCACUGAGACCGGCCAAAGGGUAUGCGUCCAUGUCCAUGGCGCAUUUCCAUACCUCUAUAUCGAAUACAAUGGGUCGUUGGCAACGGAUGAAGUGAAUUCUGCUAUUCGAAUGCUUCAUCUGUCUAUUGACCACGCUCUGGCUGUUAGCUUCCGCCAGAAUGCAUAUGACAGGAAGAUAGCCUAUGUGGCGCAUAUCACCUUGGUGAAAGGUGUCCCAUUUUACGGAUACCACGUUGGAUGGCGUUUCUUCUUCAAGGUCUAUCUUUUGAAUCCUUUCCAUACCACCCGCUUGGUCGAUCUCUUGCACCAAGGAGCGGUGAUGAAACGCCCCCUUCAGCCGUAUGAGGCGCAUGUGCAAUACAUCCCGCAAUGGAUGUGCGACUACAACCUGUACGGAUGUGCAAUCAUGAGUUGCAGCAAGGUCCAAUUCAGAGCACCUGUUCCUGAGUAUCUUGAACUGAGUAAUCUUAACCACCGCUGGCACGACCGCUCAGUCUCGGCCCAGGAUAUACUCGACCAUCCUGCUUUACAGAAACAAAGCCACUGCCCUCUAGAAGUUGAUGUCUGUGUGCAGGAUAUCUUGAACCGUGGUGAUAUCAAAGAGCGGCCCUUGCAUCAUGAUUUCACGGAGCUUUUGCAACCGGUUGCGGUGAAUGAGCGGCUGGUCCCGAGCAUGGCUGGACUGUGGCAGGACGAGACUCGGAGGCGCAAAAAGAGAAUGGGAAUUAAAGACCCGGGAAGCACUCCGUUUGGGCCGGAAGAGUUGGUCUCAAUGUCAGCCGACCCGAGAAAUCAGUCAAGAGGUGGCUGGGUACAUGAGGAAGAAUUCCGUGAGAUGGAAAACCAACUAGCUGCCAACGAGAGACAGGAUGACAGCGGCAAAGAUCCGACGUACGAAUCCGUUCUACACCCCAAGGACCUGGCGGAAAAUGUGAAGACCGCGUUGGAUAGCGUCGAAGACUUUUUCCCCAACAAGAAUGGUACCUCGUCCUUCGAUGAUGCAUAUUUCCAGGAACCAGCCCAGAAAAACAUACCAGAGAUUUCAGUCGACGAGGGUUUAGCAUUGUCUUCCCAGGCCGACUGGCAGCAUGGCUCUGAAUCCGACCAAGAGGACAGGCCUUUGGAUGAAGAAACAGACCCAGAGGAAGGACCCAAAGAAGAUCCGCUGACCGAAAGCUUCUAUGAUGGAGUCUUUGAUGACCUGCCAAUUUCAGAUGUAGCAGUUGUUGCAGAGCCUUCAGCAAAUUCAGAAGACGCAAGCAGAGAUCAGCGCCAAAGCAAAAGCAAUGCCCCCAAGCGACCGUUCUUUGAAAUACCAGAAGACGAUCGUCCGCCCGGGAAAAGACCAAGGAGCCUGACAGAUGACAACCCAUCGAACGGACAUUCCAAAUUGCAAAAGCCUCAACAAGACAACAAACAAAAGAGUGUCUCAUUUGAGAGCAAUCUCGAUUCCCAUGCUGGCACUCCAUCAUCAACGCCAAAGUCUUCUUCGUCGCAGCGGACGAUCCGUCCGAAGGCACACAGUUAUACCAGUGGGCUGAAAUUUCCAGUGGUCAAAGACCCAAAUGACUCGUUGACCAUCUUGCGGUACAGCCAAGAUAAUACAAACGGUCCCAAAAAAGGCACAGAAUCAUAUCAGCCUCCCCCGAGCUCUCUCCCCUCUGCAUCGACCACGGAUGGCUCAGGGAAGGCUAGUGUACCUGGGAGCUCAUCGGAGCUACAUUCUUCUGCAACGGUAACCGGAGCGACCUCAUUUGAUCCACGUCUUGCCGAGACCUUGAAACUCGCCCACCAAUCAUUCAACUUUGCGCCAAACGCAUCCCUCCGUUGCUUUGGAUUACCUGGCCCAUCUUUCGAUGAGAUAGUUUCGACAAUUGGCGAUUAUGGACGUCCUUCGGUAGUAUACCAAAAGGCAUAUUACAGCGACGAGACAGACGUACCUGAAAGGCCGCGAGAAUAUGGCGGAAGAGAAUUUCGAUUGGAAAGCAACACUAUUCACUAUUUACCUGAAUUCGAUCCAACAGCAGACUCGCCUGCAAUGUUUGGUGAGCAGGCGCCGAUAACUCUUGAUCAAAAUCGGCUGGAAAAGGCCGAUCAACAGCUCAGAGAAACCUGCACAGCUAGGGUCUGGGAGUUUGCCCCUGUCCCACCGAGUCGUUCAGAGGUCAUACAAUGGUUUGAUGACAUGGAAGCCUCACGAAAAUCGACGGAAAAGGAGUCAAUCCAGCCCCGACCCGCUGAAGUGAAGCCCGAUAUGUGUUCUCAGAUCGAAGGACCUACACAGAAGAACACACAAGGCUUCAAAUACUCGCAGAAGGGAAAAUCUACAAGUGUGGAACACCAAGCCCAGCACAUGAGCACAAUGAGCCUGGAAGUCCACGUGAACACACGUGGCACUCUCUUCCCCAAUCCCGAAGAAGAUGAGAUUACUUGUAUGUUUUGGUGCAUCCAGUCUGAAGACGAAGAAGUGGAAGUCAACAGCCAUCUUCCGGGCGUUCAUGUUGGCAUGAUUUAUCAGGGUGAAGGCGAGAGACCCGAAGCCAAAAUAACCAAAGCUCUAAAACUCGAUGUUGAGCAUGAGCCCACAGAGUUGGAUCUCAUCAACCGCCUUGUCGACUUGGUUCGGUAUCAUGAUCCAGACGUGAUCACGGGUUACGAGGUCCACAAUGCUUCUUGGGGAUAUGUCAUUGAACGCGCUCGCAGAAAGUACGACUUCGACAUUUGCGAAGAGCUUUCCAGGACCAAGUCUCAAUCCCACGGAAGAUUUGGGAAAGAGGCAGAUAAAUGGGGAUUUGACCAUUCAUCCUCUGUUCGCAUCACUGGUCGACACAUGUUCAACAUAUGGCGCGCCAUGAAAGGCGAACUCAAUUUACUGCAAUACACCAUAGAAAAUGUUGUAUUCCAUGUCCUCCAUCGUCGGAUCCCGCACUAUUCACCCCAAGUCUUGACCCAAUGGUAUCAGAGUGGCAAGCCUCGCAACAUGCUCAAAGUCGUGGACUACUUCUCGUCCCGUGUGCAGCUCAAUCUCGAGAUUCUCGAAGCCAAUGAGCUAACUCCGAGAACCAGCGAGCAAGCGAGAUUGCUUGGCAUCGAUUUCGCUUCUGUGAUAUCGCGAGGGUCUCAAUUCAAAGUCGAAUCGCUGAUGUUCCGAAUUGCAAAGCCUGAGAAUUACCUCCUCGUAUCACCAAGCAGGAAGCAAGUGGGACAACAGAACGCACUGGAGUGCUUACCUUUGGUCAUGGAACCGCAAAGUGACUUUUAUACUAGCCCUCUUCUGGUGUUGGACUUCCAAUCACUGUACCCAAGUGUUAUGAUUGCGUACAACUACUGCUACUCUACAUUCCUGGGUCGAGCAAUGCACUGGCGUGGUCGAGACAAGAUGGGAUUCAUGGACUACAAGCGGCAACCCAGAAUCCUUGAGUUGCUGAAAGGCAAAGUCAACAUCGCACCAAAUGGCAUGAUGUAUGCGAAACAGGAAGCGCGUCAAUCCCUGCUAGCUAAAAUGCUCACGGAGAUUCUCGAGACUCGUGUGAUGGUUAAGAACGGCAUGAAAGCUGAUAAGGACGACAAAGUACUACAGCGCCUUCUCAACAAUCGACAAUUGGCUCUCAAGCUAAUUGCAAACGUUACAUAUGGCUAUGCAUCCGCCUCAUUCUCCGGUCGAAUGCCGUGCUCGGAGAUUGCCGACAGCAUCGUUCAGACUGGGCGUGAAACCCUCGAGAAAGCCAUCGCAUUCAUCCACUCCGUCGAGAGAUGGGGCGCCGAAGUAGUCUACGGUGAUACAGACAGUCUGUUUGUUUACCUCAAAGGGCGAACUCGCGACCAAGCAUUCGACAUUGGCGAAGAAAUUGCCAAAGCGGUUACCGACAUGAACCCCCGGCCAAUUAAGCUCAAAUUCGAAAAAGUCUAUCACCCCUGUGUCCUCCUAGCGAAGAAACGCUACGUCGGUUUCAAAUACGAGCACCGCGAUCAGAAAGAGCCAGAGUUCGACGCAAAGGGAAUCGAGACCGUGCGACGAGACGGUACACCCGCCGAGCAAAAAAUUGAGGAGAAAGCCCUAAAAACCCUCUUCCGCACCGCCGACCUCUCACAGGUGAAGUCUUACUUCCAGCGCCAAUGUGCCAAGAUCAUGCAAGGCCGCGUCUCCAUCCAAGACUUCUGUUUCGCGCGAGAAGUCCGCCUGGGCACAUACUCAGACCGCGGACAGCUCCCCGCCGGCGCGAUGAUCAGCACGAAGCGCAUGCUGGAAGAUCCCCGGUCCGAGCCACAGACCGGUGAACGCGUGCCAUACGUCGUUAUCACAGGUGCACCGGGGUCAAGGCUGAUUGACCGCUGCGUUGCGCCACAGACUCUCUUACGUGAUGCCCAACUCGAGCUCGACGCUGAGUACUACAUUACGAAGAAUUUGAUCCCGCCACUGGAGCGGAUCUUCAAUCUCGUCGGUGCGAAUGUUCGUCAGUGGUACGAUGAGAUGCCGAAAGUGCAGCGCAUCCGGCGGGUGGAUGCUUCGGCACGGGUUGCUGGGUCUGUGGCUGGAGCGACGAGAAAGACACUCGAAUCGUACAUGCGUUCUUCGUCUUGUGUGGUUUGCCGUACAAAACUGAGUGAUACUACUGUUCCUGUAUGUGGGGAGUGCUUGCAGCAACCUCAUAUUGCGCUGCUGGAUGUUGUCUCGAGGUUGCAGCGCGCUGAGAAGCGGGUUGUGGAUUUGGAGGCUAUUUGUCGGUCUUGCAUGGGUGUCACAGCUGGUGAUGAGGUCAGCUGUGACAGUAUGGAUUGCUCAAUCUUUUAUUCGCGCACGAGAGAUGCCACUCAUUGGAGGCAUUUGCAAGCCACGCUGGACCCAGUGGUUGAGUUGUUGGAGCGCAAGGGCGACGAGGGUUUGGAUUGGUGA
Messenger RNA from Penicillium brevicompactum, 5037 nucleotides. Its product is annotated as DNA-directed DNA polymerase zeta catalytic subunit REV3. Lineage: Eukaryota; Fungi; Ascomycota; Eurotiomycetes; Eurotiales; Aspergillaceae. Gene Ontology annotation, cellular component: nucleus; zeta DNA polymerase complex. The transcript is spliced from 2 exons. The record is from RefSeq and is a predicted model, not a curated record. Gene Ontology annotation, biological process: double-strand break repair via homologous recombination; error-prone translesion synthesis. Gene Ontology annotation, molecular function: nucleotide binding; DNA binding; DNA-directed DNA polymerase activity. The coding region runs from base 1 to 5037 and encodes 1678 amino acids.